UCCAAACACUAAUCACAGUAAUCUGUGUCAUGUGGCUGCAGAAAACUGGCUGCCCUGCUUUUUUACAAACUGCAUAUUGGCUCUGUGUUCAACUAACCCUUCCGGGAAAUUAAUGUAUUUACUCUUAUCCCUCAAACGAGUUUGACUGUACAGGUGGCGAAAGUGAAAGCAGGUAGACUGAAGGUAUAAAAGAGAGGAAGGACGGCUGGAGAGUGUUUCUACCUGAGCUACGAAGGUGGAUGUUAUUUAACGCGUUGAGAUGUCACAAACGAUGGACACUGCAAACACAGGCGAGGACAGAGUUUCCCUGAAGAGCAACGGGAAGACGCCGACCAACGAAGGCACCACGGACUCGCUGGGAAUGUUGGAGAAGAAGAGCAAUGAAAAUAAAAAAAACGGGUUAAAGGUCACGACUGGCAAUGAGUCGGAGUCAUUAACGCCUCAGUCACCGAGUCUGAGCUCUCCGGUGACGUCUCCUCUGAAAAUGAUCGGAGGCCUUUUCAACAAUAAAGGCGAAGAAGACAGCGACACGACUCCACAGAAAGGCAAAGGGCUGGCACGUUCAAUGACAAAUCCCAACAUGAGCAACUUUGGUGGCUCUUUACAAAAAACCAUACGUCGAAGCUUGAAUUUAGACACCAGGAAAGAUAAAAGGCACAAGCCACCGCUCGUUCCCGUCUCUGAGGGAGCAGCGGAGGAAAGGACGGAGGACAAAGUGAAGGAGGAGGAUGUUGUGUGGGAGGAGAUGGAGGAAGAUAACACACUGUCAGAAAUACCACGUACACCACUGUCAGGUCUGAGCUCUCCGGUGACGUCUCCUCUGAAAAUGAUCGGAGGCUUUUUCAACAAUAAAGGCGAAGAAGACAGCGACACGACUCCACAGAAAGGCAAAGGGCUGGCACGUUCAAUGACAAAUCCCAACAUGAGCAACUUUGGUGGCUCUUUACAAAAAACCAUACGUCGAAGCUUGAAUUUAGGCACCAGGAAAGAUAAAAGGUGCAAGCCACCGCUCGUUCCCGUCUCUGAGGGAGCAGCGGAGGAAAGGACGGAGGACAAAGUGAAGGAGGAGGAUGUUGUGUGGGAGGAGAUGGAGGAAGAUUACACACUGCCAGAAAUACCACGUACACCACUGUCAGUGAUGGAGAUCAACAAGCUGAUAGAGAUGGCGUUGCUGGAGGAAGCACACCUGAACCUGCUUGCCCUGCGCCAGGAGUUACAGCAGGAGCAGGAACGGAGCGGUGACGACUCACCCAUGGAGCUCGCAAAGAAGGAAAAAGACCUGAACCUCCUCUACGGAGAGCUGAGGAAGAAGUUUAAAACCAUCAUGUGCGACCCCAACUCUCUGGAGCUGCUGGAACCCAUGGUGCGAAUCAUCCAGGAGGAGGAGAAGAGAGCGGGGCAACCUGGAGGACUUCAGGACAGCUGGAUGGAGGCAUGGAGGGAGAUGGUGGAUGGUUGUGUGCAGGUGAAGAUUAAGAGCAUCAAACUGGAGCAAAGGGAGAAGAACCCCUCCUGGUUAGCGGUUCACCUGGGGCUGCUGGGUAAAUCCAUUGUGGAUGAUUUGGAGAAUGUGAAGAAGGAUCUGCGGUGGUCGUACCCGCCCAGCUUUAAGGUUUUCAGCACCUACGUGAGGAGCUACCACAGCGGCGUCCGGCAGCACCUGAAGAAGCUGGAGCCGCAGGUGACAGAGGUGAAGGACCUGUACGCUCUGCUGAACUGGAUCAUCAACAGCUACAAGAGUGAGAAGAUCAUGGGAAGUGUCUCCUUGCAGCCGGAGAUGAAGGAGGAGAACUCUGAUCUGCAGCUGGAGGAAGACUGCCUGAAGAAGCUGAAAGACAAAUACUGCUGCCGAUUAAAGGAGGUUAUAAGAGGUUACCUGGACAGAGUCAUUGAUAAUGAAAAUGAGACAAUAUGGGAUAUCAAAAAGACUCCAGAGAAGGACGACGAAAACCUCUUCUUCUCUUAUCUCCACAUGGACGUGUUGACGAAUGUGAAGGGACCCAUUGUGCACUCAGCUGAGAUUGAUGAUCAGCUGAAACAGAAAGUGAUCUCAUCCUGCCUGCAAGAGCUCAAAGACUUUCCAAAGAGAUUCGAGGAGGGGUUCAGGCAUCACUGCAGCAGUCUGCAGCAGGAGCUUGUCUGGAGCGAGUAUCAAAUUACAUACAUCAACAGCUUCAUGGCCCUACAGCAGCACAUGGAGAGGUACCGGGACACGUGUCCUGCAGAGGAGGAGGAGUUUAAAAAAGAGACAAAUGGGCUGAUCUUCAGGCUCAUGCAGGGGCUGGAGGACCAGUUCAAAGAGGACGUUAAGCCGUACCUGAGGAGAAUGAUAACGAGGAAGUGGCUCACCAACGAUGAAGACUUUAAACAGCUUUACAGACGCACAGACCUGCUCUCCGAGCACUGCGCUCUCAUGAGGCCUCCACACAGCCAGGAGCUUGCCAGCAGGCUGCACUACCACGUGGUGCGGGAAUACAUCGGACAGCUGAUGAAGAAUAACUUCUCAUGCAAGAACCACAAACACGAGAAAGCAGCGAGCAAGAUCCACAAGCAGUGGAAAGAUCUGACGGUUCAGUUUGAAAACAUGAACUCGUCUCACGAGUGGCUCUACGCUGUCGGAAAUGACCUGAGCGACAUCAUCCAACAGAAAAACAAGGAAGACAUAAAGAACCAUCUGCAGCCUUUAGUGGAGCAGUAUCCCGACUUUUGCAAGAAGCACCUGGUUGCUGUUCUCUACUUCAGAGGUCUGACGCGAGGCCAGGAACAUCAGCGGAUCCUGCAGAGAUUCACGGAGCUCAAGAAGACACACGGCAGAGCAGACGAAGACAGGAGCCAAGUCUUAUUUCAUGACAUGCAGAUCCCCGCCAACACAGACUGCUUCUCCCAUCUGCCUUUCUCCUGCCUAGGCUCCUGGCUGCCCGACGACUAGCGCAGCAAGGACAGAGGACUUGUGACAGAAAUGAAAGUCUUUGCUCUCAAACACGGCAAAGUAAAGUGAAAAACUGCACCUUUUAUACAGAAUCAGGGUCACAUCUGUAGGCUAACUAGACUUGUGACCUUCAACAUUUUAUUAAUAAACCGAGAACAUCUGUUAAGUUUAAGGACGUGCAAUCCAUAAACAGUCUCCCUUCACUUAUAGAGCAGGAAAAAUGUCCACUGACAUGCUUACUCUUUUAUUUGAAUGAAUUUGAAGUUUAAAUGUUAUACCCACAUUUAGGACAAAUUCAAUGCCAAAUCAUUGUUAUAUUCACCAUUAUCUUCAUCAUGGCUUGCAGGGUUGGGUUGUGCCGGGAUAGAUGUAACGGCGUUACGUAAUCAGAAUACAAAAAUCAAGUCACUGUAUUCAGCUCCCGUUAUAUCUUAAAAACAAGAAAUCUGAUUAUAGUUACUUUCAAUAACCUGAAGUGAAUACAUUUUGGAAUCCUUAUUGGAAUUAUUGGUGACAUUUUAAAAAAUUCAUUAUCAGGGCUGUAGUAUUAUUGCAGAGCGCUCCGAUGACUUGCGCAUGCGUGCCCUUAUAAAACCAUUGGAGAGUUAUCACAUCGUUUCAGUUGUUGUGUCUGAGUGGGGCUCUUGAUAAGCAAAUGAAACAGUAAAAUAACUUUUCCUUUCCUCUCCUGUACACCAAUUAAGUAUUCCAAAAGUAUUCUGAAAGUAAUCUGAAUACAUUACCUUUUUAAGACACGUUACUGUAUUCGGAUUACUUUCAGAGCCAUGUAUUCAGUAUUCAGGCACUAAUUACAUUUACAAAGUGACCCUCCACCUGAUGGCUUGCAAAGAACUCACUAAUUUGUAGAUUGUAUUGUCUUGUAGACAUGUUUGGAAGUCCCCAAGCAUCAAGAGACUGACAAUUACAUAGAUUGUUUUGGUCGUUUUGGAGAUUUUGUGACAUCAGAUAUAUAUAAACUCACCAACCUAUCCUUUAACUUAAGUUGACAUGGAGUUAAAAAUCAAUCUAAGACCACUAUACAAACAUCUAAACUGCAGCCUCACAAAGGAGUGAGAGAUUGGAAGUCUCCUCUCACGCCCUGAUGAAAGCAGAGACCAGAUGUGUUCCCACUAAUGGAGUCAAAAACUGAGAAGCAUGACUAAUACUACACCACAAAAGUGUAUCCAGCACUGUGAGGAACUGCAGGAUACAUUACGAUAGAACGAUCAUUUCCCCGACUGGACAGGAGAAAUUCAUUAAAGGUUGUGAAACUUUGUACGAAGCUGCAGAUGUAACCAAUAAAAAGCAGAUUUCAGGGGAGGAUUUUCUCAUCUGUUUAACUGUACGAAACUUUUUACAUCUGAAUGUGUGACUGUCUUUGAGACAUCUAUACUGUGUAACUCUAAAAUGAGGGUUUUCUUAUCGUAAAAUGUAAGUUGUUCCUGGGCUUUCUGUCUAAUCGCUGACGUCAGAUGACCCUGAGUGAUCACUGAAUUGGGAAAACCAUGCAAAACCGAGCUUAAUGUGAUUUUCUUUGCACCUUUUAAUGUAUUUAUUUAAUUGUAAUUCAGUUUUCUUCUUUGUAAAUAUGUAUGUAUUUUCAGUUUUUGUGACUUUGUUUUGUUUGGAUUGACUAAAGUUCUCAUUAUUCCCGAUAACUACAUGAAUAUAUAUAUGAAAUACUUCUGUGAUAGUUCCCCAGUCAGUGCAAAGGGAACUAAAAUGUGAUAACAGAGGGAAGUGUAAUGGAUCAGCCAUGUUCAAAGUUGUUUGAAUAAAACAUAUGAAACCUG
This is a messenger RNA of Eleginops maclovinus (Patagonian blennie), 4722 nucleotides long. RefSeq names its product exocyst complex component 3-like. Lineage: Eukaryota; Metazoa; Chordata; Actinopteri; Perciformes; Eleginopidae. Gene Ontology annotation, cellular component: exocyst. The record is from RefSeq and is a predicted model, not a curated record. Gene Ontology annotation, molecular function: SNARE binding. Gene Ontology annotation, biological process: exocytosis; exocyst localization.